AUGUUAUCGAGGUUCUUCGUCCUCUUGCCCCUGGUGUUGUCCAUGGUGGCCUUUAUCCUCUCAAUGCUCUGCCUUUUUGCUGGUCACAAGGAAGGGUUUAUGGAAGAAUACUCUGUUGCACGGCUCAACACUUCAAUGAUUGGCCAUAACGUUCUCGACACUGACAGCGACGCUUCUUCUAAUGACAACGAUGAAGAUGAUGGCUUCUUUGGCAAGGUCACCGACAAGUGGAACGAAGUUAAGGACGAUGUCAAGGGAAAGAUCAACGACAUCACUGGCGAUGUUGCAGACAAGCUGGCCGACACUAUUGGUAUUUCGGAGUGGUACUCCAUUCAUGUCAUGGCCACAUGUGAUGGACAGUACAAGCCCAAUGCCACGAGUCCUGGUGCUGGAUAUAAUGUUACAAACUGCACCAACUCUGCCCCCGAGAAACGCUUCAACCUCACUGAGAUGCUCGACAAGCAACUCGAAGUCGGCCCCUUCAAGCUGAAUCUUGCUGACAUUAACUGGCCCGAUGACAUCCAAGAUUCUAUCGAUCUUCUCAACACGGCUCUCCUCGUUACAUUCGUCUUCUACGUCCUCGCAGUGGGUUUCUCCGGCCUCGCCAUGGUCGCGAGCGCCGGCGCAUUCUUCCUCUUCGCUCGUCGCGGCGUCAACGCCGUCAACGUCAUUCUUUCGGGGCUCGCCGCACUUGUGCUCCUUAUCGCCAGCAUUCUCGUCACUGUGGCUGGCAAGAAGGGUGUAGACAAGAUCAACGACGUCGGCGAUGAUGUUGGACUGUCGGCGUCUGUUGGAAAUAAGUUCCUGGCGUUGACCUGGGCUGCUGCUGCUCUCAUGAUUAUCGCUGCUAUCUACUGGGCCAUGCACUUGUGCCUUAUGCGACGCGAGAGGAAGAGACAGUGGAAGCCACGAAAGGGGAGCUACUAG
Messenger RNA from Fusarium oxysporum Fo47, 927 nucleotides. RefSeq names its product actin cortical patch SUR7/pH-response regulator pali. Gene Ontology annotation, biological process: fungal-type cell wall organization. The transcript is spliced from 3 exons. Gene Ontology annotation, cellular component: plasma membrane; cell cortex of cell tip. The record is from RefSeq and is a predicted model, not a curated record. The coding region runs from base 1 to 927 and encodes 308 amino acids. Lineage: Eukaryota; Fungi; Ascomycota; Sordariomycetes; Hypocreales; Nectriaceae.